Emiliania huxleyi CCMP1516 is the source of this 1129-nucleotide messenger RNA. RefSeq lists its product as hypothetical. The transcript has 8 exons. The record is from RefSeq and is a predicted model, not a curated record. NCBI's taxonomy places the organism in Eukaryota, Haptophyta, Isochrysidales, Noelaerhabdaceae. Bases 455 to 1129 code for a protein of 224 amino acids.
GGCGCCGCGCGAGCGCUUGUCGGCGGCGGCGGCCGGCGGCGAGCAGGGUGGCGUGGAGGAGGCGGCGGGCGGCGCCGCCGCCGAUGCCGACGGCGGCGCCGACCCGCCCGCGUCGCUGCUGCAGGCCCGGUGGCUGGCGGGCGGCGGCGGCGCGGCGUAUGCCCCCGCGGCGGGCGUCCCCGUGGCGGCGGGCGGCCUUCGCAGUCGGCCAAGCAAGCCGCUGCCGAAGGCGGCAGCGCGGAGGCCCGCGCCGGCGGCCGGCGCAUCUGCGGCGGGGUUGGCGGCGGGCGGCGGGCGGGCGGGCGGCGGGCGUGCCGACACGCGGGCCGGGGCGGUGGGGGCGUCGCGGCGGCUGGACGCUGCCGCGGCGCGGAACGGCGACGCGGCUGGCCACGCGGCGGACGGUGCCGACGCGAGCAGCUCUGGCGAGAAGGGGGAGCCGGGCCCGCUGAUCAUGCCCGCGGCGCCAAACUCGAACGCGCAAGUCGACCUCGACGGCGACUGCAUCGCCGACUUAGUCGUCGUCGCCUUGCCCGACGGCGCGGCGAGCAGGGUCGGUUUGGACAGCAGCGCGCCGCGCGGCUGUGAGACCGUGGCGUGCCGGUUGCUGGUCUGGGGCGCGGGGCAACUCGCGUUUGCCGACCUCGACUCUGACGGCGCGUUCGACGCAGAGGCAGACUGCGCGACGCGCCCGCCGCAGCCAAAGUCGCUCUGCCAGCCGCGCGCGCUCGCGUUCUUCAAGCAGGCGUGGGCGCUCCCAGGCGGGUGGGCUCUGGCGAAUCCGCUCGGCGCGAGGCCGCCGACGCUGUCGGUGGCCGAUUUCGACCUCAACGGUUUCCCCGACGCGCUGCUGCCGCUAGUCGCGCCCGCCGACGCGAGCGCGUCGGACCUCUCGCCCUGCUCUGCGGGAGAGCCGCUGCGCUGCCUCGAGGCCGGCGGAGGCGACGAGGGCGCGCUGCGGCUGUACGAGGCGGAGACGGCCGUCUACCCGCCGCCGUCCGAGCUGCGCCUCUACCCGAUGCUCGGCGGCGCGAGCGCGGGCGCCUUCUACGACUUGUACGAGGACGGCACGUGGGACGUUCUCGCGCUGCAAGCCGACGGCGGGCUACCGCACCACCCACGGGACUGA